Messenger RNA from Cadophora gregata, 747 nucleotides. RefSeq lists its product as uncharacterized. The coding region runs from base 1 to 747 and encodes 248 amino acids. NCBI's taxonomy places the organism in Eukaryota, Fungi, Ascomycota, Leotiomycetes, Helotiales, Ploettnerulaceae. The transcript has a single exon. Gene Ontology annotation, molecular function: helicase activity. The record is from RefSeq and is a predicted model, not a curated record.
AUGGAUCCUCGCGUCACAAGUACACCCGCGGGUAGGAAGGAACUUGGUCUCGAUGAGGCCGAGAUGAUCUAUGACCACCACGAUCUACUCUACAACCCAGAUGACGAAGAUGUCACCAUGGACGAUGAAGAUUCUGUUGUAAAGCCAAUUGAUUUCACCACUCAGAAGUCGAUCGUCGUUGGUCGAGAGUUGUUGGAGCUCUGGCACGAGGACUUUUUCGCUGGUCUUUCCAAUGAGCAAAUUCAGCGGCUCAUGGCGAGUUGCACAGCUAUGCAAAAGCAGCAACUCCUUGCCGUGGCGAGGAGAGUUCCUUGCGGAGUGCUACCAAUUGUUGGAUCAGGUGGUACGGGCAAGACAACAGUUGUGAUCGUUCUCCUCAUGGCUGUCUUAGAACGGGGCAAGAAGCCAGUCGUGUGCUCUACCACAAACGCCGCAGUCACCAACAUCUGCAAACGCGCCCAAAUGAAGAACAAUGCAGACGAGUAUCUUUUUGUCCGAUGCCAUCCAGAACAUGAAGAGCAUGCUCGCAUCAUUGGCUAUCGAGCACAGAAAACUGAAGUAAAGCCUGUCGACUCCACUGUCAAGAUUGACUCUACAGUAGAGGAACUACCAGAGGAGACAUCCCUGGCUCACGAAAUGUCAAGGCAAAGAGAGCUGCCAAGUUCCACUGGCAAGCAUCGGUUGCUCGGCGAGUGCUCCAAGUUGCGGGCAUCAUCCCGACGAAGAACCCAAAGUUUGCCAAGAUGA